This is a messenger RNA of Phacochoerus africanus (Common warthog), 2011 nucleotides long. RefSeq names its product GRAM domain containing 4 (gene GRAMD4). The transcript is spliced from 20 exons. The coding region runs from base 237 to 1988 and encodes 583 amino acids. Gene Ontology annotation, biological process: negative regulation of toll-like receptor 9 signaling pathway; apoptotic process. The record is from RefSeq and is a predicted model, not a curated record. Lineage: Eukaryota; Metazoa; Chordata; Mammalia; Artiodactyla; Suidae.
CCGGGGCGGCUCGGGCGAGUUGACGGAUUCCACCCUGCACGGCCACGUCCUGCCCCUCGUGGAGGUGACCCAGCAGUUUCCGGGUGCAGGCUGGGUGUCGGGCUCGUGCGUCAUCUCGGGUUCCCAGGCCACUUGGGCCCGGUCGGCGGUACUCCUGACUCAGAGGUGGAGGCCGAGGCGCGGGAAGGGCCCCCGACCGCCAUGUCCAGGUAAAGCAGAGGGGCUCAGUGCUGAACAUGCUAAGGAGGCUGGACAGGAUCAGGUUCAGAGGCCACAAGAGAGACGACUUCCUCGACCUAGCGGAGUCUCCAAAUGCCUCGGACACCGAAUGCGGGGACGAAAUACCCCUGAAGAUACCUCGGACCUCGCCCCGGGACAGCGAGGAGCUGAGGGACCCUGCUGGUCCAGGCACCCUCGUCAUGGCCGCAGGAGUCCAGGACUUUAACAGGACAGAGUUUGAUCGGUUGAAUGAGAUCAAAGGCCACCUGGAAAUCGCUUUACUGGAAAAGCACUUCUUACAGGAGGAGCUCCGGAAGCUGCGAGAAGAAACCAACGCCGAGAUGCUGCGGCAGGAGCUGGACCGGGAGCGGCAGCGGCGGAUGGAGCUGGAGCAGAAGGUCCAGGAGGUGCUGAAGGCCAGAACCGAGGAGCCACCGGCGCAGCCUCCAAGAGGGCAGGCCCAGGUCAAUAACGGAGCAGACCGAUGGAGCCAGGGGCUGUGCCCCCGUGUCCAGAAGUGGUUCUACGAGAAAUUCGGGGAGUACGUGGAAGACUUCCGGUUUCAGCCCGAGGAGAGCACGGUGGAGACAGAGGAGCCCCUGAGCGCCCGGAGGUUGACCGAGAACAUGAGGAGACUCAAGCGCGGCGCCAAGCCCGUCACCAGCUUUGUGAAGAACCUCUCUGCCUUAUCCGACUGGUACUCCGUCUACACGUCCGCCAUCGCCUUCACCGUGUACAUGAACGCCGUGUGGCACGGCUGGGCCGUCCCCAUGUUCCUGUUCCUGGCCAUCCUGAGGCUAUCCCUCAAUUACCUCAUAGCCAGGGGCUGGAGGAUACAGUGGAGCAUCGUGCCCGAGGUGUCUGAAGUGGUGGAGCCUCCGAAGGAAGACCUGACCGUGUCUGAGAAGUUCCAGCUCGUGCUGGACGUCGCCCAGAAAGCCCAGAACCUCUUUGGGAAGAUGGCUGACAUCCUGGAGAAGAUCAAGAACCUGUUCACGUGGGUCCAGCCUGAGGUCACGCGGAAGCUGUACAUCGCGCUGUGGGCCGCCUUCCUGGCCUCCUGCUUCUUCCCCUACCGCCUGGUGGGGCUGGCCGUGGGCCUCUACGCCGGAAUCAAGUUCUUCCUCAUCGACUUCAUCUUCAAACGCUGCCCGCGGCUGCGAGCCAAGUAUGACACCCCCUACAUCAUCUGGAAGAGCCUCCCCACGGACCCCCAGCUCAAGGAGCGCUCCAGCGCCCCCGCCUCGCGCAGGCUGUCGGGACACGACAAGCUGCAGACGGCGGCCUCGCGGAGCUACGUGUCCAGCGCGCCCGCCGGCCUGAGCAAGGACGAGGACGCCGGCCGCGUCCAUGGCGCCAAGAAGGGCAAUUUCCACGAAAUCUUUAACCUGACAGAAAACGAGCGUCCGCUGGCAGUGUGUGAGAACGGCUGGCGCUGCUGCCUGAUAAACAGAGACCGGAAGAUGCCGACCGAUUACAUCCGGAACGGGGUUCUGUACGUGACGGAGAACUACCUGUGCUUCGAGAGCUCCAAGUCCGGCUCCUCCAAGCGGAACAAGGUCAUCAGGCUGCUGGACAUCACCGACAUCCAGAAGUACAAGGUCCUCUCGGUCCUCCCGGGGUCCGGCAUGGGGAUCGCCGUGUCCACACCAUCUACCCAGAAACCACUGGUGUUCGGCGCCAUGGUGCACAGAGACGAGGCCUUCGAGACCAUCUUCAGCCAGUACCUGAAGAUCACGGCGGCCGCGGCGGCCGGCAGCGACAGCUAGUGUUGACCCGCCGGCUCGUCGCU